Molecule: messenger RNA, 2369 nt
Organism: Sinocyclocheilus grahami
Lineage: Eukaryota; Metazoa; Chordata; Actinopteri; Cypriniformes; Cyprinidae
Product: leucine zipper protein 1-like
Source: RefSeq, a predicted model, not a curated record
UGCCGCGCAGGGCGUUCUUUCUGCGGUCACAGGCGGCGUAGUCGUUCUAGGGGUGGGUCUUUCUUGGCAAAGGAAAACCCACCUUUUUCAUUGUUUGGAUCUAGAGAAGGAAUGUGAUGGUUUGAUCUUGCGGCGCAAGGGAGGGGGUGAGAGAAGGAACUAGCGAGGACCCUGCUGAGAGCUGCUCUCUUCAACCUCAAAAAGUCAAACGCGACUGAGUAGUUUACCUUUCCAGAGCGCUACCUCCGAAAAAAAUUGUCACCGUUCUUCUCCCGGUGCUCAAGGUGAUCAAAACUCACUUGGAUCACCAGUGAUAGCGGAGACAAGGGUGAAAUAAAAAGUAUUCAAAGCUUCCUCCUGAAGGUAGGAGGAAAACAGGGACCUGUCCUUUUUGAUUUCGUCUUAAGUUCACGGAACCAUUAUAAAACACCACCAUACAAAUGUGUGCCCCUCCAUCAAACAAUCAUAAAGACCUCACAGUAGAUUAGCAUCAGAAAGAAAAAAUGACAGACACAACAAAUCGCCAUCUGAGACACAAGUUGCAGAAUUUAGGAAGACGUCUGGAUGAGCUUGAAGAGGCCAGAGGCAAACUACAGAAAGCUGAAGAUGAACUUCUUGACAUUCAGGACAAAAUCAUUCAGGCUGAAGGGAGUAAUUCCUCACUGCUCACCGAUGUGGAGACAAUGCGGAAAAGAUUGCUCAAAAUUGAAGGCAAAGAUGAAGAGGUCAGGAAAGCGGAGGAUCUUUGUCGUAAGGUUAGGGAGAAAUUAGAUCAGGAAGAGAAACUUACCAAGGAUCUUAAAGUAGAGAUUGAGCGUCUUCAGCGGAGAAUGACUGAGCUUGAGAAGCUUGAAGAGGCUUUUGGUAAAAGCAAGUCAGACUGUAGGCAGUUGUGCAUUAGUCUUAAUGAGGAGAAAAACCUGACCAAAAAGCUUGCUGCAGAGCUUGAUGCCUUGGAGGCCCGUGUCAAGGAAGUGGAUACCUCUGAAGCUCGACUAGGCAGGGCAGAAAAAUCUCUUACUGCAGAGAUGGAGAAACUAAAGGGUCUCACUCAGACGUUUGUGACUGAACGCAAAAGAUUUCUGGAAAGGCAGAGAGAGGAUGAGAAAUUCAUUCUCAAGCUGACUGAGAAGCUUGAACUUCAGAAAAGCAAGCUAGGCCCAGCAGACUACAGCCGAUUUGAUUCUAGAGAUCUUCGAAUUGAGGAUGAGUUCUCAGCUGGCCUUACAUCCAAACUGGCCAGGAAGAAGAGUUUUGACUACUUGAAGCAUGCAGAUGACCUAGAUUUGAGAAAUGAGUCGGAGAAUGAGACCUUCUAUCCCAAUGACCCCAGCUCCUCUCGAACAAGCAGUCGGAGCAGUAGUUUGUCAAGUGAACCCCCUUCCAAGGAAAGGCACACUUCCACAAGUAAUAUUGUCAUCGGUCCCAGUAGUGAGCACAGAGGUAGCAUCUCUAUACCUUAUGAAAUAUCCAUCCCUAAGAGUGAGAUCACGCUACGUCAAGGUGAGACUGAUGCUGACUUCUCUGAACCUCACAGUUACCUUGAGACUGCUCCCGUGGAGGCAGCCCUCCUAUCUCAAAGCAGUUUCAGCCUCCAGUCUUCAGAAGCUUCAGAUUUGAACAAUGACAUUGAGUCUGGGUUUGAGAGCAGCAGUAGCGGCACCACCGUGACCAACUGGAAAAGCCACCACAACCACCACUCAUAUGAUGACAGUUUGCCAGAAAUGAGAAACGUCACUGUCAGGAGCACUUGGAGGAGCCGUGGGGCAGCUUCUGUCGAUGAAUCUGCUCGAGCACUAAGGCAAGAUGGCUCAGAGGAUGAGUGCGAGUCUGCAUCCACCUGGAGAGCAUAUAGGGCAACUACAGUGUUGGACACUCCAUCAAACUCCAGCACUGUUGCUAAAUGUGGAAGUAAACCCAGCCCAGUCGAAGUAUACAUGCGCAGAAUCAACAAUGCAGCACCAUCGGUCCAUGAUCUGAGACGACAAAACAAGAAGACUCCUUCACCAGAGAGGGCUAUUGCACAUGAGCCUGUCAGUGCUCAGCAACUUCAACCAAGAGGCCGUAAACACCCCAUGGCGAGUACUGAUUUUCUACUUUUUGACCAUAUUCAAUAAAAAGAUGUAGAUUCCAUUCACAGACUGGACAAGCAUAGUCAUGCUAACUUUAUUGAAAAAAAGAUAAUUUUAUAAAUGUAUUUAACCUUUAAAUGUAAGGGUGCUCCAAUCAGGAUUUUUUGGGCCGAUCACCGAUUGUCAAUCACAGGAAGCAGUAUCUGCCGAUACCGAUCACUGUUACGAUCUUUUUGAAGCCUUCUUUUUAAGAAUUAUUUAUAGUGAAGCUCCAGUCAGGAUUUUUACAGACAUUCA